ACACUCUUGUAACGUUAGAGCAACACAUUGCUGAGGCGUAGCAACUGUCUUAUCCUUGUCACACCGCCACUCAACCUCCUAUCACCAGCAUUACAAGUACCUGGAUAGCUUCAUCUACAAUCUGAAGUCUCACCAACCGAAUCUAUAUCAGAGACCCUCUGGCUUACACCAAUAUACAUCAUCAUGGCUCCUAUACCGGUGGACAACAAUCUCGUCGCAGAGACAGACCAGAACCCAAAGCCUGAUUCAGGAUAUUGGACGAAAGCCAACAUCGCCCUCACCGCCGUCUUCGCUCUUAUCUUCCUAGCCAUCUGCCUUGCAUCACUUGUCUUUUGGCUCCACCGAAGGAACGAAAAGAAGAAGCUCGACAACCGCAAAUCAGAUACAGCAGGGCUCUUGGCGAACGAGGACAAGACAAGCAUGUUCAGUCGUGUCCGAGCGAGCAGCGUUACACUAUACGUCGACUCGGAAACAGAAGCGCGCAACAAGAGGUCAAGCACAGAGACUAUGAACCUCGUACCGCUACAAGUCACGCCAGCGGAGGAGGUCAGAGACCCGAUCGGUGACAACACGGAGAGCUCUGGUACGGGUGUAAGUUCUGUUAGCCGACAAAGCAACGCAACCCUCAGUACUAUGGUGCUCAGCCCGAUGCUGAGUCCCGUGCUGAGUCCGACAUCAUCGAGUGGCGAUGGGGGCGAUUUGGGUGUACGUCCAUCAGGACGCGCACGCAGCACAAGCACGGCAAGCCAACGGGCACGGUACUACGAGUCGACGCCUACAAAUAUCGCGAUGCCGCCAAUUCCGAAGAUCGUUCACACAUUGUCAGAUUAGAGACAUAGUUGGUUAUGAGCAAAAGCUAUCAGGCUAUGGGUUUCAGACGAGCUGAUGGUUCCGCUUUUUUCUUCUUCUUUUUAUUUGAAUUCCAGUUUCUCACCAUCCCGUGAUACUUCUUAUAAGCAUCACUAUAUACCCCAUUCGCGCUCCUGCAAUUGUCAUACCGCGCAGUCGAGCUUACAACAACCUUGGUCUCAACUCUUGCGAAAAGCCAAUAUACUUCAAUUAGACAAGUUCAAAGAUCCCGCCCCUUUGCCCAGUCCAUUGUCCACUUCCGUACUAUGCAAGACUUCUAAGCAGCAGUCG
Messenger RNA from Alternaria alternata, 1140 nucleotides. RefSeq lists its product as hypothetical. Bases 184 to 831 code for a protein of 215 amino acids. NCBI's taxonomy places the organism in Eukaryota, Fungi, Ascomycota, Dothideomycetes, Pleosporales, Pleosporaceae. The transcript has a single exon. The record is from RefSeq and is a predicted model, not a curated record.